This is a messenger RNA of Prorocentrum cordatum, 2157 nucleotides long. NCBI's taxonomy places the organism in Eukaryota, Dinophyceae, Prorocentrales, Prorocentraceae. The record is from the annotation of a GenBank genome assembly.
UCCAUGACGGCCGAAGAGGCCUUAGAGACGGCCCAAGAUGGGCUCAAGAAAAGGUCCGUAGCCAUUUUGGCUCAAGUCCCACCGCCAACGUUGGUAGGGCACGAUCGUAUAUAUACUUACACGCAAGAGCGCUGAAUUUCCCGGUACCGCAGCAGCGCCGCCAUGACUCGCGAAACCCAUGUCGACUUGCAUCCUCGUUGCGAGGGUACUUGCGACGGGGUUUGCCCAGAGGGAGAAGCGUCGCUGUCCGCACGAGCUAUUCCCAGCUGUGACGAUGUCAACAAGAUUUGGAGUCUGCUCGCAGACGACGGUGCGCUCGGCUCGGGCCCUGCGAGCCGCGGCGGUCGGUUCCUGGCGCAGCUCCGGCCGCAGGGCCAGGAUCCGCGGCCGCCACCCGGCCUGCCACGCCCCAGCGGCGGGGCGCAGGGCUGCCCGGCGAGGGAGAGCUCGCCGCCGGGCUGCCCGGGGAAGGCUGGCUCCCCGAGCCAGCGCACGCCCCUCAGCUCCAGGGCCAGCGCCUACGUCCCCGCGGCCGUCCCCGGGGUGGCGGGGGCACCGCGCACCUCCCAGGGGCAGGUGCGCCUGUCGGCUCCGUGGCCGGCGCCCCGCUCCCCGGGCGGCGCGCCCCGGAGAGGCAGGCAUGCUCCAGGAGGCGGGCCGUGCGCGGCACCCACGACGGUGAUGAUGCGCAACCUGCCCUACUGCUACACGCGCCAGAUGCUGAUCGACCUGCUGGACUCCAAGGGGUUCUCGGGCAGGUACGACUUCCUCUACCUGCCCAUCGACUUCGAGUCCGGGUACCACGUCGGCUAUUCAUUUGUGAAUUUAACUGCCUCAGAGGAUGCCGUUCGAUUCAUGGAGGUCUUCACUGGGUUCAACGACUGGAAACCGAGACGUGACCACAGGAUUUGUGCUGUUGGCUGGGCCGCGAUACAGGGGUUCCUCGCGAACGUCGAGCGGUUCGAGACCAAGCAGUUAACGAUGGACGGUCUUCCCGAGGAGUACAAGCCUGUGCUGUUCAGGGACGGCGAGCAGAUCUCUUUCGAGCGCUUCUCCUCGACAAAGAAGGUAUUAAUGUCUUUGGAGGUUCGCCGGCAGUUGGAGCUUUCAGCGCCAGAUAUGCCAGAUAGGCACGCCGCAUAGACGAUCCGCAGGAGCAUCCGGCUUCUGCACACACGCUCCGAUCGUCUUCUGAAGCUGAGCGUGUCUACAGCGUGGCAUAGUAUUUUCGUGACAUUCAUCGCUCCUCUUUUGCAUUAUCCGUAUGACCAUCAAAGAUGGCGUGUUGUCAUCGUCUCGUGCACGGCGCACUGUGACCUCAGCCCGCCGCUUCCCAUGCAUAUGCAUGCUAUGAGAAAGCCGAAUGCUGAUUCGUGUUGGUGGAUCCGCACGAUGAUCUCCCAUUCGGUGACAGGGUUAUAUUGGGUUGGCUUCUGGGAGCAUGGCCCAUACACGGGAGGGUACAUGAGAGGUGAGUGAGGAAGGGUGGCGGGAGGAAGACGACACCAAUACUUAGUACUAGGGACGCUGUUCGCAGGCCCCUAAAGAGGGAGCCGCACCAUGGGUCGCGGCGCACACGUCCACGUGAAUGAAGACCCUUCGGUCAUUUCGGUGCUGACGCGCCGCACGCGCCUCCGGCUCCAGUGCUUGUUUACUUGAGGGCCACGCCCAGGCCUGCCGCUGCCUCAAGCGCCCGUUUGCUCUUUUGCACGCCUUCGCCAUGCCAACAGAAACCACAACCCUCCAGGACGUCAUACAUCACAGGAGGGAUAGGAGUGAGGAGGAGGGCACGGCGAGUUGUCAGAAAUGCACUCUUGCAGACCUUAGUCAACUUCUCUUGCCGCUGUCGCCGCGAAAUGCCGCCAUUCUGCGGCAGGGCCACUCGCGUGCUUGCCCGUUGACUCUUUUGCGCUUUUUUUCAGCUCCGUCGAGGACGACUACAAUGUCCAAUGUCCCACGGAGCGCUGUACAGCACAUGCCAGUGACCACGGUCGUAUCUACGCUGUCUUCGCCAAAAAUGGCCCGGGCCCGUGAUUGUUCCAGUGGUAGCUCGCUCGCUGUACUUAUAAGUUGUGCAGAAUUUGCCGCCAUCAUCGCCCUUCUGUAGCCGUUGGAUCACCGUGCCCACGGUUGGCGACAUGGUGAAUGCCAGGAAAA